Molecule: messenger RNA, 630 nt
Organism: Nymphalis io (European peacock)
Lineage: Eukaryota; Metazoa; Arthropoda; Insecta; Lepidoptera; Nymphalidae
Exons: 1
Coding region: 1-630 (209 amino acids)
Source: RefSeq, a predicted model, not a curated record
AUGUUCGCAGUUGUUGUUCUUUUUUAUGCUGUGACAAAGACAGCUGCUCAUGAUCAAGCUUUGAGCACAGUGACACCACAGUCACCACCCAUACCAUUUUUAGAUUUAUUUACAAGUGCCUCAAAUUACUAUACGGAACCAAUUCGAAAAACUUAUUCCGAUUCUGGCUACCAUACGUCAUGUCCAAAGUCAGAUACGCUAGCAUCAUUCGCUAGUAUUUUAGGUAGUGCGGCAAAAAUAAUGUUAUCAGCGGCUGUUAUUGCUCUAAUGAAAUUACUAGCAGGCAAACUAUUCCUAUUUCCUCUGACACUGAUGGUGCUCGCAAAAAUGGGUUUGAAAGCCUUGUUACUAUGGCCUGUGAUAUCGAAAAUGAUGAAAUAUUUAAAAAGGAAAAAGAAGAAAAAUAAAUCUCGAAUGAUCAUGGACUGCUCGGAGAGACUAGCGUGUGUAAUACAAAGAUCAUCAAAUAGCGGCUGGGGCAGUAAUUUCGGUGCGGCUGUGACGUUCUCUAUAAUCGAUGACGUAGACGAGGACGGUUUCAUCGCUAAAACACUUUUAAGCAUUCUCGCUGGGGACAAGGUCGCGGAAUGUAUGUCAAUGGACUGCAACUCUGGAGGCGACAUAAGCUGA